AGUCUGUCCCAGCUCCUGCCAGGCUCCAUCUGACCGUAGGAGAGCAAUCCUGGACCCAAGCUCUAGCCAAAGAGCCUCUCUCCUCCACUCAGGCUGGGAGGUUGCUUUCUAGGAGCUCAGGAUGCAAAGGUGGACACUGUGGGCUGCAGCCUUCCUGACCCUCCACUCUGCACAGGCCUUUCCACAAACAGACAUCAAUAUCAGCCCAGCCCUGCCAGAGCUGCCCCAGCCUUCUCUGUGCCCCCUGUUCUGGAUGGAGUUCAAAGGCCACUGCUAUCGAUUCUUCCCUCUCAAUAAGACCUGGGCUGAGGCCGACCUCUACUGUUCUGAGUUCUCUGUGGGCAGGAAGUCCGCCAAGCUGGCCUCCAUCCACAGCUGGGAGGAGAAUGUCUUUGUGUAUGACCUCGUGAACAGCUGUGUUCCCGGCAUCCCAGCUGACGUCUGGACAGGCCUUCAUGAUCAUAGACAGGAAGGGCAGUUCGAAUGGACUGAUGGUUCAUCGUAUGACUACAGCUACUGGGAUGGCAGCCAGCCAGAUGAUGGUGUCCACGCGGACCCAGAAGAAGAGGACUGCGUGCAGAUAUGGUACAGGCCUACCAGUGCUCUGAGAUCAUGGAAUGAUAAUACCUGCAGCCGGAAGUUCCCCUUUGUCUGCAAAAUCCCAUCUCUGACCAUUCAUUGAUCCUGUCUCGUCCUACUGGUCCUUUGAACUGGAACAUCAGCUUUUCUUCUGCCUUUG
Rhinopithecus roxellana (golden snub-nosed monkey) is the source of this 739-nucleotide messenger RNA. It is a transcript of the gene CLEC19A, whose product is annotated as C-type lectin domain containing 19A. The coding region runs from base 122 to 682 and encodes 186 amino acids. Gene Ontology annotation, molecular function: signaling receptor activity. NCBI's taxonomy places the organism in Eukaryota, Metazoa, Chordata, Mammalia, Primates, Cercopithecidae. The record is from RefSeq and is a predicted model, not a curated record. The transcript is spliced from 6 exons.